This is a messenger RNA of Dentiscutata erythropus, 368 nucleotides long. NCBI's taxonomy places the organism in Eukaryota, Fungi, Glomeromycota, Glomeromycetes, Diversisporales, Gigasporaceae. The record is from the annotation of a GenBank genome assembly.
AUACUGCACGUCUUUAUUAUGUAUUACGAGCUUUUGGUGGAAUAUUGAAAAUGUGGCAAGAAUACUCAGAUAAUGAUUUGGCACAAUCUUUUCUUUUAAACCCAAAUAUUCAUAUGUCUUGGUUUAAUGCUAAUAGUGAAAAUUUAAAUUUUACAUACCUCGCUCAGUUUAUCACCUAUUAUUACAAAGCAUGGUUUGAAUGCCGACCCCAAUUUGGAGAAGACAUAUUGAAAUUUUGGGACUUUGCUUCUUCUUCAACAAGAGAACUAGGUCCAUUAGCACUGCAUUUAUUUGGAAUUUGUGUUAACGCAGCAUCGGUAGAGCGCCUAUGGAGUUCAAUGGUAAUACAUAGUGCCAUACCACAGUGA